Molecule: messenger RNA, 1391 nt
Organism: Argentina anserina (silverweed cinquefoil)
Lineage: Eukaryota; Viridiplantae; Streptophyta; Magnoliopsida; Rosales; Rosaceae
Product: protein IQ-DOMAIN 9
Exons: 6
Coding region: 174-1049 (291 amino acids)
Molecular function (GO): protein binding
Source: RefSeq, a predicted model, not a curated record
CUUCUUCUUUACUUCUUCAAUUACAACUCCCCAACUUGUUUUGCCACAACAUUUGCACUCCAAAUUCUUGAGCACCCAUUACCCUAAAAAGAGUGUGUCUUCUCUCUUCUGGGCUUUUUCCUAGCUGUUUCUCUGGGUUAUGGUAAAUAGGACGUAAACUCUUACCAUCGGAUAUGGGAUCUGGAAAUUGGUUCAAGGCAUUGCGGAAAGCAAAGUUUGGCAAUUCAAAACGAUUAAAGGGAUCCGCCAUAAACUUGAAAAAUCUUUCGGGGAAGGAGUCGAAGUUUGCAAAUGGAAAACUUGGCUCCCUUGACAUGCCAGUUGAAGAUAUAGCUGCAAUUCGAAUUCAGACUGCUUUCCGAGCACAUGUGGCUAGGAAAGCUUUACGCCGUUUGAAAGGGAUUGUAAGAUUACAAAUGCUGACACGAGCUUAUCCUGUUCAAAAGCAAGCUACAACUACAUUGAGUUAUCUGCAUUCAUGGAGCAGAAUACAGACUGAUAUUAGAAAUCGUCGGCUCUGCAUGGUAACCGAAGGAAGAAUCAAACAGAAGAAAUUAGAGAAUCAAAAUAAACUUGAGGCAAAACUUCAUGACAUAGAGGUGGAAUGGAGCGGUGGCUCUGAAACCAUGGAUGAUAUACUUUCAAGGAUAUAUCAGAGGGAAGAAGCAGCAGUUAAGCGGGAGAGGGCAAUGGCAUAUGCCUUUUCUCAUCAGUGGAGGGCCAAUUGUAGUCAGAGCCAAAGCCUGGGAAGUUACGAACUUGGCAAAGCUAACUGGGGUUGGAGCUGGAAGGAACGCUGGAUUGCUGUUCGACCAUGGGAAAGCCGCGUGCAGUCGCCUAGCCCAAAGAAAUUGCAGGAUAAGCAAGCUAGCAAGGUUGGAAAUAACUCAAAUUCGCCAAAGCCAAAAACUUCGGUUACAGUUAAGCUCCCUUCACCAAAUGGUAAGGGAACUUCAAGAGCUCGGAGAUUGUCUUACACAGCAAAUGAAGAAAAACCACAUCAACAUGCAGAGAGCAUUGAAGCAGAAGAGGCAAACAAUCAGAAAUGAACAUUUUAAAAUAUUUAUGACUAGUUGGUUCAGCAUUCUGUCAGUUCGAAAUGCAGAGAAAUGAGGGAUGAGCCAUUUUCAGUAUACAAGGAGUGGUGUGGAAGUUAAGCCUCGGCGAAUUCAAACUGGACCUGGAUUUGGGAGUGACUAGAGCAAGUUCUUCACGUUGAUGUAUAUGUUUAAAGGAAAAAGAAUAUGUAUUUUAUUUAUAUACGUAAAUAGGCCAUUUAUUUGUUGGGGGUGAAUCGGGUGAUUGUGACUGCUUUUCUGCACUGUAAUUACUACGGUUGUUCUUUGAAUUACUUUGUGUUCUUCCAUCAUUCUUUCUAUAUAGUUUACUAA